Messenger RNA from Engraulis encrasicolus (European anchovy), 2572 nucleotides. RefSeq names its product inhibitor of nuclear factor kappa B kinase subunit beta (gene ikbkb). The record is from RefSeq and is a predicted model, not a curated record. The transcript has 22 exons. NCBI's taxonomy places the organism in Eukaryota, Metazoa, Chordata, Actinopteri, Clupeiformes, Engraulidae. Gene Ontology annotation, molecular function: protein binding; ATP binding; IkappaB kinase activity. Gene Ontology annotation, cellular component: cytoplasm; IkappaB kinase complex. Gene Ontology annotation, biological process: positive regulation of transcription by RNA polymerase II; peptidyl-serine phosphorylation; tumor necrosis factor-mediated signaling pathway. Bases 252 to 2501 code for a protein of 749 amino acids.
CCUAGUUCUACCUUUCAGGAAAUGACCGGAUUAUCAGGAAGUAGAAAGAGUUUUUACUUUCAGCCAGAUAAACAACCACUACCACAGACUGCGCAAAAUAGAAACAACGUGUUGUACAUUUUUAAACUCCGUAACUCUACCCAGUAAGGCCGUUUUGUUUUAUUCAAACUAAACUGAAGGUGUACUCCGUGCGCAUUUUGGGAACGAAAACAGGAGGAGCUAGACAUCAAGGUUUGGUUAGGUGGGUAGAGAUGAACCGUGGAGCCAAUCCUGUGGUGCAUGGGGCCUGGGAACUGAAGGAGCGCCUUGGCACUGGAGGCUUCGGCAAUGUCAACCGAUGGCAGAAUAAGGAGACAGAGGAGCAGAUUGCCAUAAAGCAGUGUCGGCAAGAGCUGAGUAUGAAGAACAAGGAACGCUGGUGUCUGGAGAUACAGAUCAUGAAGAGGUUAAAUCACCCUAAUGUGGUAGCUGCCAAAGACGUCCCUGCUGUUCUGGAACACCUGUCCACCAAUGACAUUCCUCUGCUGGCCAUGGAGUUCUGCCAAGGGGGAGACCUACGAAAGUACCUGAAUCUUCUUGAUAACUGCUGUGGAAUGAGAGAAGGUUCCAUCCUCAUCCUGUUAAGAGACAUAUCCUCUGCACUGAUGUACCUCCACAAGAAGAGGAUCAUCCACAGAGACCUGAAACCUGAGAACAUCGUCCUGCAGCAGGGAGAGAAGAGGCUGAUCCAUAAGAUCAUUGAUCUGGGCUACGCCAAAGAACUGGAUCAGACCAGCCUGUGCACCUCUUUUGUCGGAACCUUGCAGUAUCUGGCCCCUGAGUUGUUGGAGCAGAGGGUCUACAGUGUGACGGUGGACUACUGGAGUUUUGGCACGCUGGUGUUUGAGUGCAUCUCUGGCUUCCGCCCCUUCCUGCCCGCAUGGCAGCCAGUGCAAUGGCACACUAAGCUGCUGGAGAAGGAGGAGAAUGACAUUGUGGCCUAUGAGGAUAUACAGGGCACAGUGCAUUUCAAGAAGACCUUGCCUCAACCCAACAACAUCAACAGCUUCUUGACCACUAAGCUGGAGGAGUGGCUGGAGUUGAUGCUGAGGUGGAGUGGGGAGCGGAGGGGUCGUGACCUCAACGGGGAAGGGGAACUGAGCUCACGCAGCCCACAAUACAGCUUCCAGCAGCUAGACCUCAUCCUGGAGCUCAAGAUGGUGCAUGUGCUUAACAUGUUGACGGCAGAGCUGCUGUCGUACGCGGUGACAUCAGAGGAGACGGUGGCGUCCCUGCAGCGGCGUAUAGAGGAGGACACGGGCGUCGCCCCUGACGACCAGGAGCUGCUGCUGGAGGCCGGCCUGGCGCUGGAGCCUCACAACAUGGCCGCCCAGAGCGCCGUCGACUACAGCACAAUAGAUGGCUCCAGGAAUGAUGUGCCCUUGGUCUUCCUCUUCGACCGAACCAACUGCAACUAUGAGCCCCAGUUCAGUCCCAGAGAACUUCCUGAGAACAUACGCGCCAUCCAGAAAGACCCCAAGCAGAAGCUGAACUAUCGGCACAUGAGAAAAACGUACGCCCAGGCCUGGCACACCAUACGCACCCUGAAGGAAGACUGGCAGAGGCUCCAGCAGGGCCAGAAAGCAGCCAUGAUGAGCCUGUUGAGGCACAACGGCACGCUGUCCAAGCAGAAGAACGAGAUGAACUCCACCUUCCAGCACCUCCGCUCCACCGUCGACUUCUUCAACGCCAGCCUCAAGAUAGACAUACAGAAGUACAUGGAGCAGAAAGUCACCGGCAUAGCGUCAGAGAAGUUGCUCUCCACCUGGAAAGAUAUGGAACAGACUGCAACCAACUUUGGACAGGACACAGUGAAUAACCUGGAGGAGGAGAUGAUGUCUCUGCAGACGGACAUCGUGGACCUGCAGAGGCAGCCCUGGAGGAACGGAGAGGCACUCGAGUCCCUGGAGCUGAAGGCAAUGGAUCUGUUCAGAAAGCUCAGAGAGAAACCACGAGAUCAGCGUCCACCUGGUGACUGCCAAGAGGUGUUGAAGCUAGUGGUACAGGCCAUCCAGUUCUACGAGAAGAAGCUCCGAGACUUCUACACACACCUCAGUAAGACGGUGUUGUGUCGUCAGCGUGUGAUGGAGAUGCGUCCUCGUCUGGAGGGCACAGUGCUGCACAUGGCUCAGAGCCAACAGCGCCUAUUGGAGCUGCAGACACGCAGGCAGAGGGAACUCUGGGAACUGCUCAAAGUGGCCUGCACUAAGAUCCAGAGUCCGGUGAGUGGGAGUCCAGUGGGAGCUCAGACGGUUCUGACCCCUCCACUAGUCCAGAGCAGACCCAACAGCCUCCAGGCCCUCAACCAGCCUGAGUCCUUUGUGCUGAUUGAGGAGAGUAAGACCUAUGAGAAUCGCCUACAGAGCCUUAUGAGUGAAACCAUACAGGGCACAGAGGAGGACCUGCAGAUGCUAGAAGAUUGGGAGUGGCUAAAGAGUCCCCAGUCACUCUGUGAUGUGUGAUCCUGGGAUUGUGUGUGUGCGUGUGCGUGCGUGUGUGUGUGCAUGUGCGUGUGCAUGUGCGUGUGUGUGUG